AUGCAGGCCACCCAAGUCGGGCCUCCCGUCAUGACCGACAUCGAGAAGGACAGAGUCGAGCACAUCGACAACAUCGACACCAAUGGGUCUGAUGUCGACUCCAGAGCCGGCCCCGAUGACAUGGGCUUCACGCCCGAGGAGCAGAGGAAGAUUAUCCGUCGGAUUGACCUGCGCCUGGUGGUGACGGUCGGCGUCAUGUACUGUGUGAGCUUGAUGGACCGGACAAAUUUGUCGGCUGCGAACAUUGCCGGAAUGAGUGUCGAACUUGAUAUGGCGACCGGUUAUCGAUACUCUAUCGUUACCCUGGUCUUCUUCAUUACCUACAUUAUUUUCCAGCCUCCUUCGACAGUCAUUGUUCGCAAAAUCGGGCCCCGUUUGCAUUUAUCUGCUAUAUGCUUCCUCUGGGGAGCCACCAUGAUCGGCAUGGGCUUUUCCAACACCUGGAAUACUCUUGCCGGUUUGCGUGCCAUCCUCGGUGUGCUUGAGGCCGGUUUCUUCCCGAGUGCCGUCUACCUGAUGAGCACUUGGUACGUGAGAUAUGAGAUGGGUAAAAGAUACUCUGUGUUUUACAUUAUCGGCUGUGUAGCCUCGGCCUGCUCCGGUAUUCUAGCUUACGGGCUUAUGCAAAUGAAUGGUCUAGGUGGCCAGGGUGGUUGGAGAUGGAUUUUCAUCAUCGAAGGCAUCCUCACUUGCGCCAUUGGCUUAGGAGGUUACUGGCUUCUCGUUGGCUUUCCCGACGGCAAGCAUAAGUCAUGGAAGUUUCUGGAUGAGCGCGAGAAGCGUUGGAUCAUCAACCGUGUCCAGGCCGACCGUGGUGAUGCGAAGAUGGAGUCGUUCUCGCUGAAGAAGUUUUUCCGCGGGGGUAUGGACUGGAAGGUGUGGGGAUACGCCUUGAUCUUCUUCGGCACAACCACCAUCACUUACGCCUUGGCCUAUUUCCUACCCAUCAUCCUGCGCGUCAACAUGGGUUUCAGCAUUGCUGCAGCCCAGUGCCUCGUCGCCCCGCCAUACGUUUUUGGGGCUCUCAUCAUGUACGGAACUGGAUACUUUGGCGACCGCUUGCGGGUGCGAGGGCCCGUCAUUGCCUUCAACAUGCUUCUUUGCAUCAUCGGUCUCCCGAUCAUGGGCUUUGCAAGCAACUCGGGCGUCCGGUACUUUGGUGUCUUUUUGGUCACUGCUGGUGCCAACGCCAAUGUCCCUGCCACGAUGAGUUAUCAAGCCAACAACAUCCGCGGACAGUGGAAGCGUGCCUUUACUAGCGCCUCGCUCGUUGGCUUCGGAGGCAUCGGCGGAAUCGCGGGAAGUUUGGUAUUCCGUACGCAAGAUGCUCCCCACUACAGGCCUGGCAUGUGGGCUUGCAUUGCUUGUGCUCUAAUGAACCUCCUCCUUGUCGGCAUAAUUGGCAUCUCUUUCUGGCGCGACAAUGCGAAGCAGGCUAGGGGAGAGAAGAUGAUUGAGAGCAACGAUACUGACCCUGACGACCCGAACUUCCGCUACACCUACUAA
Lasiodiplodia theobromae is the source of this 1506-nucleotide messenger RNA. Its product is annotated as Phthalate transporter. The record is from RefSeq and is a predicted model, not a curated record. Gene Ontology annotation, biological process: transmembrane transport. The coding region runs from base 1 to 1506 and encodes 501 amino acids. Gene Ontology annotation, molecular function: transmembrane transporter activity. NCBI's taxonomy places the organism in Eukaryota, Fungi, Ascomycota, Dothideomycetes, Botryosphaeriales, Botryosphaeriaceae. The transcript is spliced from 9 exons. Gene Ontology annotation, cellular component: membrane.